Molecule: messenger RNA, 303 nt
Organism: Ilex paraguariensis (yerba mate)
Lineage: Eukaryota; Viridiplantae; Streptophyta; Magnoliopsida; Aquifoliales; Aquifoliaceae
Source: the annotation of a GenBank genome assembly
AUGCUGAGCAAGAAGUUCUUGAGGGAUGGUGAAACGCCAGACCCAGCAGCCUCGGCCACCUCCGGAAUCACCAUUGAAGCCGUCAGUGCCGCCGCUGUCAACGCUGUUACCGCUUUCUCCUUCAAUGAAGCCUUGGCUUCAAAUUUCCCAAUGGGUUUUGGUGCAGCAAUUGCCUUUGAUGGCCUUACUGGCAAUGGCUUGAAGAAGCCAUCGGAGGUUGGUAGCCUCUUUUGGCUUGCAGAAGUUAGUGGCAUAGCCAUGAAAACUGCGGAAGUAGAGGCCAUUUUUCAGUUUCUUCUGUGA